AUGGACACAUUCCAGUGCCCCGGGUCAGGCCUCCAACACCCAACAUGGACACAUUCCAGUGCCCCGGGCCAGGCCUCCAACACCCAACAUGGACACAUUCCAGUGCCCCGGGUCAGGCCUCCAACACCCAACAUGGACACAUUCCAGUGCCCCGGGUCAGGCCUCCAACACCCAACAUGGACACAUUCCAGUGCCCCGGGUCAGGCCUCCAACACCCAACAUGGACACAUUCCAGUGCCCCGGGCCAGGCCUCCAACACCCAACAUGGACACAUUCCAGUGCCCCGGGCCAGGCCUCCAACACCCAACAUGGACACAUUCCAGUGCCCCGGGCCAGGCCUCCAACACCCAACAUGGACACAUUCCAGUGCCCCGGGCCAGGCCUCCAACACCCAACAUGGACACAUUCCAGUGCCCCGGGUCAGGCCUUCAACACCCAACAUGGACACAUUCCAGUGCCCCGGGCCAGGCCUCCAACACCCAACAUGGACACAUUCCAGUGCCCCAGGCCAGGCCUCCAACAGCUGGUCCCCCAGGCCAGGCCUCCAACAGCUGGUCCCCCAGGCCAGGCCUCCAACAGCUGGUCCCCCAGGCCAGGCCUCCAACAGCUGGUCGCCACAGGCCAGGCCUCCAACAGCUGGUCGCAACAGGCCAGGCCUCCAACAGCUGGUCGCCCCAGGCCAGGCCUCCAACAGCUGGUCCCCCAGGUCAGGCCUCCAACAGCUGGUACCCCAGGCCAGGCCUCCAACAGCUGGUCGCCCCAGGCCAGGCCUCCAACAGCUGGUCCCCCAGGCCAGGCCUCCAACAGCUGGUCGCCCCAGGCCAGGCCUCCAACAGCUGGUCCCCCAGGCCAGGCCUCCAACAGCUGGUCGCCACAGGCCAGGCCUCCAACAGCUGGUCGCCCCAGGCCAGGCCUCCAACAGCUGGUCCCCCAGGCCAGGCCUCCAACAGCUGGUCGCCCCAGGCCAGGCCUCCAACAGCUGGUCCCCCAGGCCAGGCCUCCAACAGCUGGUCGCCCAGGCCAGGCCUCCAACAGCUGGUCGCCCAGGCCAGGCCUCCAACAGCUGGUCCCCUAGGCCAGGCCUCCAACAGCGGGUCGCCCCAGGCCAGGCCUCCAACAGCUGGUCCCCCAGGCCUCCAACAGCUGGUCGCCCAGGCCAGGCCUCCAACAGCUGGUCGCCCCAGGCCAGGCCUCCAACAGCUGGUCCCCCAGGCCAGGCCUCCAACAGCUGGUCCCCUAGGCCAGGCCUCCAACAGCUGGUCGCCCAGGCCAGGCCUCCAACAGCUGGUCGCCCCAGGCCAGGCCUCCAACAGCUGGUCGCCCCAGGCCAGGCCUCCAACAGCUGGUCCCCCAGACACAGGAGAUGCUAAUGUUGCUGUAGCAAUAGAUGAAGCUGGAGCCUUACUCAAGAAUAUUCAAGAUCUAUCUACCAAAGUCGACCUCCUCGAACAAGAAUUAAGCCUUCUCAAGAACAAAAGUACUAACUUCAAACCAGAUGAAAUCACUAGAAAACAGGAAAAAAUGUUACAAAAGUUUGAGAACCAUCUGAACAACCUACAACAGCAACACACUGUUAUCCAAGACGAAACAGACCAACAUAAACUACUUGAGUCUGUCGUUAUCUUCUCACAAGAUAGUAUGUUAGAUGAUGAGGUGUUAGAGGCUUACCCUGAUGAGGCUGAGAAUGCAGCUAGAAUCAGAAGACAGGAAUUAGAACUUUAG
Messenger RNA from Procambarus clarkii (red swamp crayfish), 1722 nucleotides. Lineage: Eukaryota; Metazoa; Arthropoda; Malacostraca; Decapoda; Cambaridae. The record is from RefSeq and is a predicted model, not a curated record.